Molecule: messenger RNA, 615 nt
Organism: Phytophthora nicotianae INRA-310
Lineage: Eukaryota; Oomycota; Peronosporomycetes; Peronosporales; Peronosporaceae
Exons: 2
Coding region: 1-615 (204 amino acids)
Source: RefSeq, a predicted model, not a curated record
AUGUAUUUGUCACUUUGCACCGUACAGUGCAAGGGCGAUGACCUUCUAAAUGUCAGUACUUCGGAAUUUGAGCGCGCAGGACACAAGUGGAAGUACGAUGGCGGACUACGCCGCUCUCACUAUGAUGGAGGUCUUUGUUGCGCACGGCAAACAGCUGGACGCGGCUCUCCGCGAGGUGUACGAGGUGCUGGUGGAGGAGAAAUGGAAGAUCGCAAUGCGAUCCAGGCACUACCUGACCACUCAGUGCCUGGACACGCCAAGUCGCUGAGCGUGGAUGGCGCUGUAUACUUCAUGACCACAGGUCGGCUUACCAACAACUACUCCGUCGCUUUCGCCGCUAUUACUACAUUACUCGCCACACGACUCGUGCUAGCGAUCGUUGAGGCGUUUCCAGAAGCACUGGAGAUGACGUGGUCGGACUGCGGUACUGGCGGGAUCCUGGAGGUGGAGACAGAGGUGGCGUGCUCGGCGGUGGAAGUGGGGUGCCCGGUAAACGCGCACUUUUGCAAACCCAACGACACCCACGGUGAUGCUACAAACCCAGCGUCCGUACUGGACGAUGAGCUCUCUUCCAGAUGGUAUGCAAACAUGACGUUGGGAGGCGUAGUCACUUGA